AGGCAAUUAGUCAUUCUCCUCUGUAAGCCUACAUCGCUUAUCGGCGGAUCUCGCCGGCCCUCCUCUUUCGCUCCGACCACCGCCAUGGCCACCAGUCACCACCACCAUAGCCACCACCAUCACCACCGCGUCUCCGCCCCGUCUCCGAUCCCCAUCCCCUCCCGCCUUUAUUCUCCUUCCUUUCCUUCCCCCUUCCCCGCCACCCCCUCCGCCGCCUCCACUCCAUCCAAGCGCCGCCGCCCCCUCCACCACCACUCCUCCUCCUCCGCGGCCGCCGCUUCCCUCCUGAUCCCCUUGUUCUCCCUACGAUCUCUCUACUCCCUCCUCCCCUUCGUCCGAUCCUACUCUGCCUCUAUCUCCCUCUUUCCCUUCGCCUUCCUCGUCUCCCUACUCUCCUUCGCCCUCUCCCUCCUGAUUCCUUCCCCUGAACCCCUCAAAUCUCUCCCUCCUCGCUCCCUGCUCCGCCCCCUCUCUGCCAAGUCAGCCCUCCUCACCCUCACCCUCCUCCUUCGCUUCCACUCCCUCCGCUACUGCUCCGCCGGCGCCGCCAUCCUUGCCGACGUCGCCGGCUCCCUGCUUGCCAAGACCCUCUCGGACACCCGCUCGCCGAAUCCCCGUCGGAGAAUCAUCGGCGUGGCCGCCCUCGCUACGGCCGUCGCGCUCCUGUCUUACAGCUGGGACCGGAUUGGGUGCUUCCCGAUCUCCUCCUCCCCUCAACCGUCCGAGGGUUGCGCCAGGAUCGCCCCCAUGGCGCUCCCCUUCCUCUCCGGGUUUUUAGGGUUUUACGAGCGGGCGUUCGCGAAUUGGGGCUCGUUGAGGCAGUUGGGCCGCAGAAGGGUGCGUCUUCUCUCGCUUGGCCUGGCCACCGCUUUUCUCUUCGUCCCGGCGUGCGCCAGUUUUGUCCUUGCGGACAGCAGCGACGGUGAUGCUCUAUCGAUUGGUUCGCUCGGGUGGCCGCUGAUCAACACCGUGGUUUUUGGGGUUGUCCUCAGUGAAAACUACGGCGACGACAAACUACUCUUCAGCGCGAAGGAUUUCCGCCGGGAUUUCCUGGUAAACUUUUUCUGCACUCUCGUUUUGGAACUUUUCUACUUCCCCAAGCUCUCCCUUCCUGGUUUUCUGUUCUGCGGACUCCUGCUGUGGAUUGGAGUAAGGGAAUUGGGCUCCUCCUCACUGAGCUACGUUGAACUAGGCAGCUCUGAUCCCCCACAAUCCUUGUCUUCCAUGAUCAUGAACCCAAUCCGCCACAUUUUGAGCGAGAGGAAAUCUCGCAAGAUUGCACUUUUCCUCCUGAUCAACACUGCCUACAUGGUGGUGGAGUUCGUGGUGGGCUUCAUGAGCAACAGCCUCGGUUUAAUCUCCGAUGCAUGCCACAUGCUGUUUGAUUGUGCUGCAUUAGCAAUCGGAUUGUACGCUUCCUACAUCUCCAGGCUGCCGGCUAACAGCGAUUUCAAUUACGGCCGAGGAAGGUUUGAGGUGCUCUCUGGAUAUGUUAAUGCCGUGUUCUUGGUCCUCGUCGGGGCACUGAUCGUGCUCGAGUCACUCGAGCGAAUUCUUGAGCCACAGGAAAUAUCAACAAACAGCUUGCUAGCUGUUUCAAUUGGAGGUCUUCUUGUGAAUGUGAUAGGUUUGAUCUUCUUCCACGAGGAGCAUCAUCAUGCCCAUGGUGGUGCUGCAACAUGUUCUCAUUCCCAUUUACAUUUGCACGACCAUCACCACCACGACCACCACCAUGAUCACCAUGAACAUCAUGACUGUAAGCAUGCAAAUGAAGGUGGCGGUCACUCUGCAGAGAAUCAACAAAGCCUUGUGGAUUCUCAAGUAUCCAAUACUCAUUCUCAUGUUAAUCAUGAACACCAUAGCCAUCAUCACCAAAACAAUCAAAGCGAGAAUAACUCGAGUAACUGCCAUGGCCACGGGCAUGAAGAUCACAAUCACAGUCAUGAACAUGGUCACCAUGACAAGCUCUGCUCUGAUCAACUUCAUACUGAUCAAGCUUCUAGAAAGCUUAAAAAUUCCCAUGAAGGAAGUCACAGUCUCACCACACAGCCUCUGCAAUCAAGUGAAUCAUCUGUCAGAGAAAAAAUACUCGGCGAUUCACAUAGGCAUCACCACAUUGAUCACAACAUGGAGGGCAUCUUCUUACAUGUUCUAGCUGACACAAUGGGGAGUGUUGGUGUUGUGAUCUCUACCCUGCUGAUUAAGUACAAAGGAUGGACUGUAGCUGAUCCAGCAUGCUCUAUAUUCAUAUCGGUUAUGAUUGUUUCUUCUGUGCUUCCAUUGCUGCGGAACUCUGCCGAAAUCUUGCUGCAAAGAGUUCCUCGAGGCCGUGAGCAAGAUUUGAGGUUGGCUGUCAAUGAAAUUUCUAGAAUUAAGGGUGUCCAGAGCAUUCAGAACAUGCAUGUAUGGAAUUUCACAAACACAGAGAUCGUCGGAUCGGUUCAUCUUCAUGUUUCGGCAGAAACUGACACAGCUUCCGCCGCAGAUACUGCUUCGAAACUUCUGCGGGAUGUUGGGAUCAAGGAUUUGACCAUUCAGGUGGAGUGUGUAAAAGGUUAGCAAAGAUAAAACCAGGAUUUAUAUAUUUUCUCAUUGAGUCCUGAUGUUUCCGACUUAAUUACUUGCAGAAAUUGUUAGGUAAGUUAUUGUAGAAUCUACAUCUUUGAAUUAACAGGAUUGAUUCUGAGUGAAUCCAACAGCUUAAUGCAGAAAACUUUUUCAGACAA
This is a messenger RNA of Zingiber officinale, 2726 nucleotides long. RefSeq lists its product as uncharacterized. Gene Ontology annotation, cellular component: membrane; Golgi apparatus. Gene Ontology annotation, biological process: transmembrane transport; intracellular zinc ion homeostasis; zinc ion transport. The coding region runs from base 85 to 2559 and encodes 824 amino acids. The transcript has a single exon. The record is from RefSeq and is a predicted model, not a curated record. Gene Ontology annotation, molecular function: zinc ion transmembrane transporter activity. Lineage: Eukaryota; Viridiplantae; Streptophyta; Magnoliopsida; Zingiberales; Zingiberaceae.